GUUAACUGCCAUGACCUGGUAUUCUGUUGCUGAUAAGAAGCUGGUUAGAUCUGAAUAAAAGGCCGCAAUUUCAAUAGAUUUUCAAUAUAUUUACAAUGAAGUCGGCACUGUGUGCACUCUUCACAAUUCUGAUAGCUGCUACAGCGACAGCGGAUCACGACAUAAUUAUCAGAGGCCACUGUGUGAACUGUGUGACAAAACGUCCCUCCGUGGAAUAUACAAGUGGAGACCAAGGAAAUGACCGUACUGGACCUCAACAAGGAUAUGACAAUUCUAGACAUGGUCUAGGAUAUGACCAUGCCAGACCUCAACAAGGAUAUGACAAUUCUAGACCUCAACAAGGACAUGUCAACUAUGAACAAAGCCAACCUCAACCAGUAUAUGGCAAUAACUACAAUGAUCCACAGAACAGACUUCGACCAGGCUAUAAUAAUAAUUAUAACACAGCAGCGACGGGACAAACCUACAAUCCCAAUAACUGGCGUUCAUCCGGCCAAAAUAACUAUGGCAAAACCUAUCAUACCAAUCCACACUUCGGAGUUCAACGCGGCUAUAGCAACAACAAUCUGAACACACAAGGAAAUUCCUAUAGAAACGCUGCUCAACCAAACUAUGGAAAUACCUACACCAAUUCAGCUUUCGGUAAUCAACGCAGCUAUAUCAACAGUUCUCCCAAUACACAAGGUAGAACUCGACAUAUCUAUACUAAUAUCCCUAGCAAUAAUCCGAUUGUAGCACCCACGAAUGCCUUCCCUGAGACUACUAUAAAUGGAGCAAGGAAGCGAGUGGCAGAAGUCCCGAACAAUUUAAAUUCAGCUGCUACAGGACAAACGGAUAACCAAGCCGCUGAUACAAAACCGUAUUCAGUGCCUCAAGUCUUCUCUGGUUAUUUGCCAGAUGGAACUUAUCUGCAUAACGGAGUUUGCACUAACUGUCGAAUUGAAUUAAGCUCGAAAAAAUAAUGUACACUGAUAAAAAAAUGUUCUAAAAUCAAAAUUUUGGU
This is a messenger RNA of Drosophila innubila, 1003 nucleotides long. Its product is annotated as GATA zinc finger domain-containing protein 14-like. The transcript has 2 exons. The coding region runs from base 96 to 962 and encodes 288 amino acids. Lineage: Eukaryota; Metazoa; Arthropoda; Insecta; Diptera; Drosophilidae. The record is from RefSeq and is a predicted model, not a curated record.